ACCACAGCUGGACCAACAACUACUACGGCGGGACCAACAACAACAACAGCUGGACCAACAACUACAACAUCUGGCCCAACUGCCGCAACAUCAAGCCCCACAACAAACACGGCUGCCCCAACAACUACCACAGCUGGACCAACAACUACCACAUCCAGCCCAACUACAACCACAGCUAGCCCAUCUACCCCAACUACAACCACAGCUAGCCCAACUUCAACCACAUCUACCCCAACAACUACCACAGCUGGACCAACAACUACCACAUCCAGCCCAACUACAACCACAGCUAGCCCAACAACUACCAGAGCUAGCCCAACAACUACCACAGCUAGCCCAACAACUACCACAGCUGCCCCAACAACUACCACAGCUGCCCCAACAACUGCCAGCACUGGACCAUCAACAACCAAAGCUACCCCAACUACGACCACCGCUGAACCAACAGCUACCACAUCAAUCCCAACUACCACCGCAGCUGCCCCAACAACUACCACAGCUGGACCAACAACCACCACAGCUGGACCAACUACUACCACAGCUGGACCAACAACAACCACAGCUGCCCCAACAACUACUACAGCUACCUCAACAACUACCACCGCAGGACCAACAACUACCACAAAUGGACCAACAACUACCACAGCUGGCCAAACUCCAGCAACAUCAAGCCCCACAACAACCACAGCCGCCCAAACAACUACCACUGCUGUACCAACAACUACCAGUACAACUACCACAGCUGGAACAACAACUACCACAGCUGGACCAACAACAACCACAGCUAGCCCAAUAGCUACCACAGCUGGAUCAACAACUACCACAGCUGGACCAACAACUACCGAAGCUGCCCCAACAACUGCCACAGCUGGACCAACAACAACCACAGCUGCCCAAACUACCACUACAGCUAGCCCAACUACCACUACAACGGGACCAACAGCAACCACAGCUGGACGAACAACUAAAACAUCUGGCCCAACUACCGCAACAUCAAGCCCCACAACAAACACAGCUGCCCCAACAACUACCACAGCUGCCCCAGCAACUACCACCACUGGACCGACAACUACCACAGCUGGACCAACAACUACAACAGCUGGCCCAACAACAACAACUACCACCGCUGGACCAACAACUACCACAGCUGGACCAACGUCUACCACAGCUGCCCCAACUACUACCACAGCUGGACCAACAACUACCACAGCUGGACCAACAUCUAGCACAGCUGGACCAACGUCUACCACAGCUGCCACAACUACUACCACAUCAAUACCAAAAACAACCACAGCUUCCCCAUCUACAACCACCGCUGAACCAACAACUACCACAGCUUCCCCAUCUACAACCACCGCUGAACCAACAACUACCACAGCUGCCCCAACAACUACCACAGCUGGACCAACAACUACCACCGCUGGACCAACAACUACCACAGCUGGACCAACGACUACCACAGCUGCCCCAACUACUAACACAGCAGGACCAACAACUACCACAGCUGGACCAACAUCUACCACAGCUGGUCCAACAACUACCACAGCUGGACCAACAACUACCACAGCUACCCCAACGACUACCACAGCUGCCCCAACAACUACCACCGCUGGACCAACAACUACCACCGCUGCCCCAACAACUACCACUGAUGGACCAACAUCUACCACAGCAGGUCCAACAACUACCACAGCUGGACCAACAACUACCACAGCUGCCCCAACAACUACCACAGCUGCCCCAACAACUACCACUGAGGAACCAACAACUACCACAGCUGGACCAACAACUACCACAGCUGCCCCAACAACUACCACAGCUGCCCCAACAACUACCACAGCUGGACCAACUACUACCACAGCUGCCCCAACAACUACCACAGCUGGACCAACAACUACCACAGCUGGACCAACAACUACCACAGCUGCCCCGACCACUACCACUGCUGGACCAACAACUACCACCGCUGAACGAACUACAACCACCGCUGAACCAACAACUACCACAGCUGCCCCAACAACUACCACCGCUGGACCAACAACUACCACAGCUGGACCAACGACUACCACAGCUGCCCCAACUACUACCACAGCUGCCCCAACAACUACCACCGCAGGACCAACACCUACCACAGCUGGCCAAACAACUACCACAGCUGGACCCACAACUACCACCGCUGGACUAACAACUACCACAGCUGACCAAACAACUACCACCGCGGCCCCAACAACUACCACCACUGGACCCUCAACAACCACAGCUGCCCCAACUACGACCACCACUGAAACAACAACUACCACAGCUGCCCAAAAAACUACCACAGCUGCCCCAACAACUACCACAGCUGGACCAACAACUACCACCGCUGGACUAACAACUACCACAGCUGCCCCAACAACUACCACAGCUGCCCCAACAACUACCACAGCUGCCCCAACAACUACCACCGCUGGACCAACAACUACCACAGCUGGACCAACGACUACCACAGCUGCCCCAACUACUACCACAGCUGCCCCAACAACUACCACCGCAGGACCAACACCUACCACAGCUGGCCAAACAACUACCACAGCUGGACCCACAACUACCACCGCUGGACUAACAACUACCACAGCUGACCAAACAACUACCACCGCGGCCCCAACAACUACCACCACUGGACCCUCAACAACCACAGCUGCCCCAACUACGACCACCACUGAAACAACAACUACCACAGCUAGCACCGCAGGACCAACAACUAGCACAGCUGGACCAACAAGUACCACAGCUUCCCCAACUACGACCACCGCGGCCCCAACAACUACCACCGCUGGACCAACGACUACCACAGCUGCCCCAACUACUACCACAGCUGCCCCAACAACUACCACCGCUGAACCAACAACUACCACAGCUGCCCAAACAACUACCACAGCUGCCCCAACAACUACCACAACUGCCCCAACAACUACCACAGCUGCCCCAACAACAACCACAGCUGGAUCAACAACAACCACAGUUUCCCCAACUACAACCACCGCUGAACCAACAACUACCACAGCUGCCCAAACAACUACCACGGCUGCCCCUACAACUACCACAACUGCCCCAACUACUACCACAUCAUUACCAACAACAACCACACCUUCCCCAUCUACAACCACCACUGAACCAACAACUACCACAGCUGCCCCAACAACUACCACAGCUUCCCCAACUACGACCACCGCUGCCCAAACAACUACCACCGCUGGACCAACAACCACCACAGCUGGACCAACGACUACCACAGCUGGACCAACAUCAACCACAGCUGGACCAACGACUACCACAGCUGGACCAACAACUACCACCGCUAACCCAACAACUACCACAGCUAACCCAACAACUACCACAGCUGCCCCAACAACUACCACCACUGGACCCUCAACUACCACAGCUGCCCCAACUACCACCACCGCUGAACCAACAACUACCACAGCUGAACCAACAACUACCACAGCUGUACCAACAACUACCACAGCUGCCCAAACAACUACCACAGCUGCCCCAACAACUACCACCACUGCCCCAACAACUACCACAGCUGCCCCAACAACUACCACCGCUGGACCAACAACUACCACAGCUGGACCAACGACUACCACAUCAACACUAACAACAACCACAGCUUCCCCAACAACUACCACCACUGCCCCAACAACUACCACCGCUGGACCAACAACUACCACAGCUGCCCCAACUACUACCACAGCUGGACCAACAUCUACCACAGCUGGUCCCUCAACAACCACAGCUGGACCAACAACUACCACAGAUGGACCAACAUCUACCACAGCUGGUCCCUCAACAACCACAGCUGGACCAACUACUACCUCAGCUGGUCCAACAACUACCACAGCUGGACCAACAACAACCACAGCUGGAUCAACAACUACCACAGCUGGAUCAACAACUACCACCACUGCCCCAACAACUACCACUGAUGGACCAACAACUACCACAGCUGGACCAACUACUACCUCAGCUGCUCCAACUACUACCACAGCAGGACCAACAACUACCACAGCUGGUCCCUCAACAACCACAGCUGGACCAACUACUACCACAGCUGGUCCAACAACUACCACAGCUGGACCAACAACAACCACAGCUGGAUCAACAACUACCACAGCUGGAUCAACAACUACCACAGCUGCACCAACGACAACCACAGCUGCCCCAACUACUACCACCGCAGGACCAACAACUACCAUAAAUGGACCAACAACUACCACGGCUGGACCUACAUCUAUGACAGCUGGACCAACUACCGCAAAAUCAAACCCCACAACAACCACAGCUCCCCCCACAACUACCACCGUCAGACUAACAACUACCACAGCUGCCCCGACAACCACUACAGCUGCCCCAACAACUACCACAGCAAGCCCAACUAACACUACCACUCGACCAACAACAACUGGAGCAACGACAACCACAGCUGGACCUUCAACUACUACGGCUAGCGCAACUACCACUACAACGGGACCAACAACAACCACAGCUGGACGAACAACUACAACAUCUGGCCCGACUACCGCAACAUCAAGCCCCACAACAAACACAGCUGCCCCAACAACUACCACAGCUGCCCCAGCAACUACCACCACUGGACCGACAACUACCACAGCUGGACCAACAACUACAACAGCUGGCCCAACAACAACCAAAGCCGACCCAACAACCAACACAUUUGCUGCAACAACUACCACUGCCGGCCAAACUAUCACCACAGCUGGCUCAACAACUACCACGGCCAGCCCAACUACAACCACAGCUAGCCCAACUACAACCACAUCUAGCCCAACUACAACCACAUCUAGCCCAACAACUACCACAUCUAGCCCAACUACAACCACAUCUAGCCCAACAACUACCACAUCUAGCCCAACUACAACCACAUCAAGCCCAACAACUACCACA
Gadus macrocephalus (Pacific cod) is the source of this 4950-nucleotide messenger RNA. Its product is annotated as mucin-2-like. NCBI's taxonomy places the organism in Eukaryota, Metazoa, Chordata, Actinopteri, Gadiformes, Gadidae. The record is from RefSeq and is a predicted model, not a curated record. The transcript has 5 exons. The annotation marks the transcript as partial.